Molecule: messenger RNA, 633 nt
Organism: Megalops cyprinoides (Indo-Pacific tarpon)
Lineage: Eukaryota; Metazoa; Chordata; Actinopteri; Elopiformes; Megalopidae
Gene: rab38b
Product: RAB38b, member of RAS oncogene family
Exons: 3
Coding region: 1-633 (210 amino acids)
Biological process (GO): endosome to lysosome transport; phagosome-lysosome fusion
Cellular component (GO): lysosome; Golgi apparatus; late endosome
Molecular function (GO): GTPase activity; GTP binding
Source: RefSeq, a predicted model, not a curated record
AUGCAGAACAAUCAAAAAGAACAUCUGUACAAGAUCCUGGUUAUCGGGGAUUUAGGUGUGGGUAAAACGAGCAUCAUUAAAAGAUAUGUUCACCAAAACUACUCGACGAAUUACAGAGCGACUAUAGGAGUCGACUUCGCCUUGAAAGUUUUGAACUGGGAUUCGGAGACAGUCCGUCUUCAGUUGUGGGACAUCGCAGGCCAGGAGCGCUUUGGAAACAUGACCAGGGUCUACUACAGGGAGGCCAUGGGAGCCUUCAUCGUGUUUGAUAUCACUCGACCCACAACAUUUGAAGCAGUGACAAAGUGGAAGGAAGACUUGGACUCAAAAUUGACUCUAUCAAAUGGCAAGAACAUCGCCGCUGUGCUCCUUGCAAACAAGUGUGACCAGGGCAGAGACAUGCUGUUGAACAACGGCAUCAAAAUGGACCAAUUCUGUAAGGACAACGGAUUCGUGGGCUGGUUCGAGACAUCGGCUAAGGACAAUAUCAACAUUGACCAAGCUGCCAACUGCCUGGUGAAGUACAUCAUCGCCAGUGAGAACGACAUCCUCAAAUCGGUGGUGCCUGACACCAUUUCACCUCAGCUCAACUCAGCGAAGAAUAGCACAUGCUCAGCCUGCUUUAAAUCGUAG